Aspergillus calidoustus is the source of this 6536-nucleotide messenger RNA. Lineage: Eukaryota; Fungi; Ascomycota; Eurotiomycetes; Eurotiales; Aspergillaceae. The record is from the annotation of a GenBank genome assembly.
UCCGCAUUCAUCAACUCAUCGCCAGCAACAUCAUUGUUUAUCUAACAAUCCAACUUUAUUCGUGUCCUAUCCACGGUUCGACUCCCGGGAUGCGGCCUCCAACCAAUGUUCGCCUAUCGGAUCUUCGAUCCAGAUCCAAAAGAGGAGCUGUUACUGCCCUUGAUGUCAUUGACUUGACCUUCAGAUCGCCAUGACACCACCACUAUUACCAUCACACUCCUGCCAGGAUGCGAUUGACCCCGCAACCUGUGGCCUCUGCCACAAUGGCUCUCCCAAUAAACAGGCCUCCUGCGCAUACUCGUGAUGUCAACAUGCCCCGCAAGGCCGAAGCUCCGCAUAGCACUUCAUGACAACAUAGCUGCUCGAGAUAUAACUAUCUUCCAGCAACUCCGGACGACAACAGUCCGACGACAUUAACUCAACCGCAACAGGAUGUCUGCAGGAGGGUUCAUGUCCGACGAAGGCGGCGCAACGUCGCUGCCUAUCUUGCGGGGCGCCGUGGAUACGGUGACUGAAGAGUGUCCCGAGCGCCUGGGAACCAGCUGCGAGGAACUACAAGCGAAGUCACCCACCGUCGAUACAUUCUUCGAUGCUAUUGCCCAGGAGCGGUUGAGGCGCAUGCCUGCCGAUGGCAGUCGCUUGGAUAGUGCUCUUCGCCGCGCAUCGCGCUUGGCGUUUGCUGUUGCUUCACUGCGCGAUUCCGUCGCUAGUUUUAUGGAUGGAGCAGAGGAGGCUGCAAAGAUUAUUUGGGGGACAACGCUGCUUUUACUUGAGAUGGGAAUCGACAACAUAGACAUCGUCGAUAACCUAUUCAGCAACUAUGGUCGGGUUACACUGGGCAUUUCCUUGCUGCUUCAGCAGGAGAACGACUUUCAGACCUCAAGGGCUCUUCAGCGAGAGGUCGGGGAGAUCUUCGCACAUCUCCUGCAGCUGGUCGUUCACGUCGCGGCCGAGUACAGAACCGAUUCGCGCAGUCACAAUUGGCAAUCCAUGACCGACGUUGCGACCCUGGCCUUUUUCUGCUAUUUCAACCGAUUCACGACCCAUUGGCGGAGGAUAUCUAGCAUUGUUCUCGAGUCGACUGUGGUGAAAAAGCAGCACGCCGACCUGGAGUCGAUUUAUCAGUUCCUUGAACUGCAGGACCGCCCUUUACACAUGUUGCUGGAGAGUCAAUCCCACUCGCUUGCCGAUGGAUCCUUCUCGUGGUUUGAGCCGCACCUGACGACCUUCACUGUUGGCCCCCGGAGCUUGAUGCUUGUUCGCGGAAACCCCGGCGCUGGAAAAAGUGCACUGGCUCAGUGGACCAUUGAGCGUUUGCAAGUUUCUUCGGAAUACGAUAUCUGGAACAUCAUUCCAAUCAUUAUCCGGUCCGAUGUGCCAAUCACGAUGAUCAGACUCAGUGUUCUCAAAGGGAUACUGAUUCAAAUGCUCGACUGCUGCGUGACGAGCAGAAAGACGCAAGGCGACAUCAUUGGAGCUGUUACAGAAGCUCUCAAGGCGGCUGAGAAGGGCGGACAGGAUUCCCAAGUCGAGGCUCUCUUAUGGUCCUCUAUCCGCACUGCCGUACAAUCGAAUCUGCAUUUCAUGAUUGUUGUCGAUGGAAUGGACCAUAUCAAGCAGGCCGAGAGUAUUGUCGGCCCUUUUCUAGAGAUGAUCCAGAACGCCAUUUUGGAUACCCCGUCAAAGUUGAUCGUCUUCACCCGCCCGAUGACCACGGAGCAGAUACCCAUCAAGGAGACCACUACUACGCACCAGGUCGCCAUGAACCAAUCUAUUUUGGAGCACGACCUGUCCUGCUCGAUAUCUGACGCGAUCGCUGGUGAUACCACAUUCGCGAGCUUGAACGCGUCUCAGCGCAAGAGUCUGUCAGCUGCCCUCACGUCCCGCUCCCAAGGCUGCUUUGUCUGGGCACAGCUGGCGGUUGAAGUCUUGCGUGGUGAUGCCUCGUACAGCGACAUGACAGCGGCAGUAAAUAAACUCCCCAAUACUCUCGGUGAUCUCAUCGAUAUGCAUAUUCGCAAUAUCAAUUUUCAGCAGGCGGGGGUUGAGAGUCUUCUUGCCUGGUUGACCGCUUCAGAGCGCCCACUCCGCCCUCAAGAAGUCGAGCAAUUACUCGCUGUCGACACAAAGACGCUCAAGGUCACGCCCCGGCAUCUAAACUUGAAUCGGGAAGUUUUUCAGCCACUUCGGCGCUUAGUGGCAGUACAAGAUGGUUUUGUCAUGUUCCGCCAUCCUUUGAUCCGUGAGCACAUUCAGGCAAGAGCUCAAAUGAAGAAGGGCGUUCCGUUCUCGCUGGGUGAUGCCCACUAUGAUAUCCUCAUUCGGUCUCUGGCAUGGGUCCGCCGAAACCUCACGGACGAGGUCGCCAUCAGUUGGGACAAGAUGCCCGUUCAUGCCCGCGAUCGCUACCUCGAUGCGUUCAUCUUGCUCGAAUAUGCCGCCCGUUACUGGCUAUCCCACAUGCUCAACUCGUCCAUGGCCUCCUCAAAGACUGGGCAGCUCAAUCUGACCAAAACAUUCGCCAAGGCACUUCCCGACUCGGCUCUGUUUGCACAGCUGGAGCUCACGAAUAAGGAGUCUCAAUUCAGUCGCUCGUGUACAGUUGACCUGUACCGCCAUGCAGUCGAUGUGCGCCGUGAAGUAUUUGGCGACGACUCCCCUGCCCUCCUACAAAGCCUCAUAACUAGUGCUCGCGCGGCCGAUCUUGCCCAGGCCCCUUGGGCCAACGAUCAUCUCUACGAAGCUUGGACGCGCAGUCGCGCACGCCUGGGGCCAACCGCCCAGAUCACACGCGAUCUCGAGCAGAUGCUUGUUUCAUCAGCUGAAGGGGCCGGUCGACCCGAUCGCACCGCCGGGCUGAAGAAGGAUGCCCUUCGCGACAUGGCUCUAUCAGGUUGGGGUUCCUCUGACAUCAGCUUUGCGCAGAGGCUACUCUACCUAGGCAAGCUUGUCAAAGCUUACCAGGAAGACAAUCGACGUGAUGACGCAUAUGCUGUUUCGAAGCAGUUUUACCGACAGACCGUCCAGGCAUACGGACCAUACUCGGCGGAAACCAUGGCAGCGGCGGAAUAUCUGACGACGCAUUUUCAGAUCGGCCCUCCAGAUGAACUGGCCCUCGAGCUUGCGCGCACCAAAUACGAGACUAUGGUCCGCUCAAUGGACGCGUCGGAUCCUCGGCGCGUCGCUUAUUCACUGUCUCUAGCUCAGAUGUACGAGGAGAAUUCACAGCCCGCUGACGCUGAGGCGGUCUUGUCGAAGCUGUGGCAUAGUCUAUCUUCCCCGGAUAAAGAGAACAGGAGCUCAUGGGACCAGAGGACAAUGGUUGCGUUCUACUAUUGCCAGUUCCUCCGUCGACAAGGUCGUCCCGACGAAGCCACUGCCAUCCUUCGCGACCUCUCGGCUGAUCUCGAAGCUGAUGGCGGUGUGAGAAACGCGGCGAUGGCUUCUCGUGCGCAAGAACUUCGUCGCGAGGCUAGAGAAAUGCACCUCUAUGACAUGGACCGCGCUCUGGCAAUCCAGUUGUGGAAGUACUACAAGUCGACAAACCAGCAGUACAAGGACGAAGCAGUUGACUUGGCCAAGAGCCUGAUUGAAGGAACAUCCGCGACAGAGGGACGGCCCAUCGAGGCCAUGGGUAAUCUAUCGCUCAGCGAAAGCAAAAUGCUCCCAGAGUGGAUCGAUAGUGUGGCGUUUGCGAACAAGAAUGUUAGCCAACUACGAUUGCCUCUUCUCCAUCUAUGCCAUCAACUCGCUCGCCAGCACAUCCGGGACGAGCAGUGGCGCCGUGGUAGCGAUUGUGCAUGUGCGGUGUUGAAGCAUACUUGGCCAACUCUCGAGGAUCCCACGUCCAAAGCCAAGUUCUCAGAUGAAGAAGCUCCUAUCAUGGCCAACCUAGCCCUGGAUCACGGUUACUGCCUGUUCCGGCGACUCGAUGUCCCAACAGCAACGGUCGUCUAUGGCAAUGCGUUCAAGGCGGCGAUCACUGCGGACCAGGUUGCUGUUCCUUCGGUGACCGCGGUCGUCAAGACGGUCGUGGAGUUCUACGAGACCACAUUCCAAUUCGACGCUGCGUUGGCCCUCCUCCGGCAGGUCAGCGAGUUCUUUGCCUCGCGACUGGGAGAAAAUGACAAGCACACGCUCGACAGCCGCUACCACGAGGGUGAUCUCGCGCUUCGCCUUGACCGCCGCGAGGAAGCUGAGAAUAGCUACCGCCAUAUUUAUCGCGCAUUCAUUCGAGAUGGCAAGAUCACCUCGUCUGGUGUGCGUGCUGCCGUUGCGCUGGUGACAAUAUACGAGCAGGACCAACAGUGGGAUGCUGCUCUGGAGGUCUACCGCCAUCUGUGGCCGACAUUGGUGCGAUUCGACGAAAAGGAUGGCUAUGACCGCGCUCUGCUUGAUGGCUUGCUAUUCAAGACGUACAACGGUUACAUGGCCCUUCUGACCAAUUCCGCUGUCAAAGCCGGAUAUGCCGAACGUCAGCAGAUCGCGUCGGAAUACCAGCAGCUCUGCCGCAAGGUCUACGGACCAACUCAUCCGAAAACGCGUGAUGCAACGCUGUGGCUGGCGCAGCUUUGCUCGGAGAACGACCGCCAUACCCACGAGGCGAUCAGUCUAUACCAACAGGUGCUGAACACGCAUGACUGGGUGCCGCAGGCCGAGGCUGCGCGAGCGUUACCUGAUAUGAGGGACCCUCUUGCCAUCGAUAUCAAGCACCGCAUGGCGGCUUUGUAUCUCCGUCAGAAGCAGUCGACACCCGAGGCCCGCAAGCUGUAUCUUGAGGAGCUUGCUCUGGCUAAGCAGACUCAGGGCCUUUCCGCACCAACGACAUUGAACUGGCUAAGGGAAAUUGCUCGCAUGUAUGCGAGCUCGGAAUCGGCUACAUCGCGACAGCAAGGUGCUCAAAUCCUCCGCGACCACGUUGAGGAGGUGAUACAUGUCACUGCCAACCAGCAGCUGCUCGUCGACCGCGCGCAGCGACUGGCGGGGAUCUACCUCGAGUGCGGCUACAUUGACGAAGGCAAUGCCUUGAUCGAUGAGCUGCAUCAGCAGGUGAUCCAAGAGACACCUGUUGCACACCGCCAGGCGCUCGACGAACACCGACCCGCUGUCUUUGUCGCAGCGUUCGAGGAAGCCUUUGGCAAGCGCCAGUCAGCCCGCGAGAUUCUAAACGAAAUGUCUCGCGAAGCCCAGGUCUACAACAACUUUCAGCAGAGCCUGUCAACUCACGAUCUCAUGCCGACCUUGGCCGCUGGAGAAAAGCUUCAUCGCCUUCAGACUCAGCAGAAGCAUACCAUGGCUGCGAAGCAUACCGAGGACCAGCUGUACCAGUACUUCUGCAACACCCUGUCUGUUGGCCGGCCAAUUCGGGCAAAGGACGUCGUGCAUGUAUUUUACGGCAUGUGCCGACGCGAGAGUCUGAACGAGGACUACGAUUUGAAUAUCAUCACGCAGACGACUGAUCUGGUACGCGAUCUGUGCAACACCUCUCGUUUCGAAGAUGCAGCUAUCGUAACUGGGGUCUUCCAUUCGUUUGUCCAUCUAACCGACGGCCUACGCACACCCGAAACGGUCUUCGCCGCGCUCAAACUGUGCAUGUAUCUGAACGGGUACCAGACGGCCAAGUGCGGAGACGAGGGCAUCGCCAAGGGCAUGAAGCUGGAAUCGCAGAUGCUUCUGCAGGAGAUCAUGACGAACGCAAAGGAGAUGCCAUUGGAAUUCACGCAGCUCCCAUUCGACGAGCUCAACGACCUCGUCACCGUGCUAGGCGAGCACGAAAUGUUUGAUGACCUUGAUAACAUCCUAACCGAACUCUGGACCUCGCGCAUGAUCCAAAAGACCUGGUCGACCUCGGCCGUCGUCUGGAUCGGCCGCCGCCUCGUCGAAACGCGCUUCUGCCGCGGAAACAUCAACUCGGCCACGCAGCUGGGCAAGGACAUCUGCUACAAUCUCCGGCAAGUCUGGGGAAACUGCGACCCCGUCACGCUGGAAAUGACCAAGCUCCUCUCGGGCCUGUACACUGCAUCGGGCAACUACCUCGCCGCGGCCGCGCUGCACGAGACGGCGCUCGCCGAACUGCUGAACAGCGACGAGCACGAGAAAUCAGGUGCCGUUGAGGCCGUCACGCAGCAUCUUGAACUCCUGCAACACGCGCAGAUGCGCCUCGCAAAGGAAGGACAGAGCGCGGCGAUCGACGCUGCGACUGCGCAGGAGCGCGUGCAGCAGAUCGCGACCAAGUUUGGCCUCCCCGUUGAACGGUUGGAGGUUGCGUCGACGAGCGACGAAACGAUUGGGAUGUGGCAGCGGCCGAGACGGUUUAGUCUGGAUGUGGAGGAGCCCGAGGCGCAUCGGAAUCAUCUGCGCCAGUCGAGCGGGUCGGCGCUGCUUUCGGGGAAUGCGGGGGCGAAGAGGAUUUCUAUUACGGCGUUGUAAUAUUGUCAAUUGUAACCUAGUUUACCUCAGAUAGUAUAUGUUUGUAGUUAUCAGUAGUUACCGUUAGUGUUUGGUAGUAAUCGUUGUCUCGCUUUCCACUCCCUCAU